Messenger RNA from Racocetra persica, 177 nucleotides. The record is from the annotation of a GenBank genome assembly. NCBI's taxonomy places the organism in Eukaryota, Fungi, Glomeromycota, Glomeromycetes, Diversisporales, Gigasporaceae.
GGACAACGAAAAGAAAUGUUUAGUGAAGCGUAUCAAGUGGAAAAAAGACAGCGUGAAGAACAAGAAAGACAGCAGAAUCAGGAGAUUAUCCGGAAAAAUAUUGCCAAAAUAAUCGAUAAUUGUAUUAAUGCGGUAAAUGCCGGUUGCUCCAUGAAAGUUGAGGGAGUAUUAAACGAA